GGGCGGGUCAUCAAGGCGGGACUUCCUCUCGGAGUGUUCAUCCUCUUUCUCCGGAAGACCUGAGCAGCGAUCUAUCCUGUGUUCCAAGGAGACUGAAGCCCUUUUCCCCAGGUGAAACCUGCGUUCAGCGACCCGACCCGACCCCGGCCUGCAGAAGAUGGCUGACCCUUGGCAAGAAUGCAUGGAUUUUGCAGUAACCCUCGCAAGACAAGCUGGAGAGGUGGUUUGUGAAGCUCUGAAAAAUGAAGUGAAUGUAAUGAUUAAAAGUUCUCCAGCGGAUUUGGUAACUGUUACUGAUCAGAAAGUUGAAAAAAUGCUUCUCUCUUCCAUAAAGGAAAAGUAUCCAUCACACAGUUUCAUUGGCGAGGAAUCUGUGGCAGCUGGGGAAAAAAGUCACUUAACUGACAGUCCCACAUGGAUCAUUGACCCUAUCGAUGGAACAACUAACUUUGUACACAGAUUUCCUUUUGUAGCGGUUUCCAUUGGCUUUGUUGUAAAUAAAAAGAUGGAAUUUGGAGUUGUAUACAGUUGUGUGGAAGAUAAGAUGUAUACUGGCAGGAAAGGAAAAGGUGCCUUUUGUAACGGUCAGAAAUUACAGGUUUCACAGCAGGAAGAUAUUACCAAAUCACUCUUAGUGACAGAACUGGGCUCUUCCCGGAAACCAGAGACUAUCAGAACUGUUCUUUCUAAUAUGGAAAAGCUUCUUUGCAUUCCCAUUCAUGGGAUCCGUGGUGUUGGAACGGCAGCUGUAAACAUGUGCCUUGUGGCAACUGGAGCUGCAGAUGCAUAUUAUGAAAUGGGGAUUCACUGCUGGGAUAUGGCAGGGGCUGGCAUUAUUGUUACUGAAGCUGGUGGAGUACUAAUGGAUGUAACAGGUGGACCAUUUGAUUUGAUGUCACGAAGAAUAAUUGCUGCAAAUAAUAAAACUAUAGCAGAAAGGAUAGCCAAAGAAAUUCAGAUAGUUCCUUUACAAAGAGAUGAUGAAGAUUAAAACAGCAUCAUGUAUUCAACCACAGAUGCUCCUGUCCAGUUUGUCUGAUCCACUGAUGAUCUGUCAGAUAUCAACAUCUGUUUCAGAUUUACUGUGUAAUUGGUUUAAACUGUCUUUGAUGUCCAGAUUAAGAAUCUGCCACUUUUGUAGGUUAUAAAGACUAGUUAGAUAAGAAUAGAUGAACUGUUUCAUUGUCACAAACAUUUUUUUCAUGUAAGAGCGUACUUUGGGAAAAAAAAAUGUACAGGCAGGAUGUGUGAUAGUUAUUACAUUGAGUUUUUAAGUAUUUUGUACCUCAAGUUUUACUUUACUUUUUUUUUUGAAGAAAAACUACAACUUCAUUUAGUUCCCAAAGCCAUAUUUAAUUACAUUUAUAAGAAAAUAGUAUUUCGAGUACUUCUUAAGCCGAGAUUCUUUCUUUGCAAGGAAAUGUGUUUUGUUCAUCACUGUGCAGGUAGCAUCUAACGGUAUCUGUCAAACAGUAGGCAAUCCCAAAAUAAGCAUUGAAAGAAUGGAUUUUUGAAGUUAACAGCUCUUAGUUGGAAGCAGAUAAAUAAUGAACUCGCUGUUCUGUGCUUAACUUUAGGUGCUGGAUGAAGAUAUUGUCUAGUUAUCCUAUAUAUAUUUCAAGUACUGUUCCUUUCAACAUUUCACAUUGCCAUACCAUUUCAGUUGCCAUACCUCCAAAUAUUCCUUACUGUUAGUAAGGAGUCUGCAGUAAAUAUAUUUUCAGAAACACUGUGUUACAAUAUUUGCUUGGAUUUCUUUAAAAUCCCUGUGUAAAAGAGACAAAGCUUUAAGUUCAAUUUUGUUUUAAAGAUAGACCUAUCAAUAUGACUAUACCUAGGAAAAUAGAACCUGAAAAUAGACUGUGUUAAUGAAUUACCUUUUUCUUCCUAAACUCAUUAUUUAAAUUUCACCACCACUGGAUCUGUGCAGUCUGUAGAUAUCCCUUUGUAAUCUUUGGCUUAUGAAGUACAAAAUGUUUCUGGUUCUGAUUCAUAGGUAUUUUUAAAGGAUUAAUUUAUUGCUUAGCCUUGUUCCUUUUUAUGUGAAUUGAUGUUUGUUCCAGGUUCAUGUAAGCCUUGUAUUUUCUAAAAUAUAAAGUGUGCCCACAAAGUUUUCUGGAUUAGGAGGGCUAUGUAUAUCUGAUAUAUUAAAUAUAUAUGAAACUAAGAUUUGAACAUUAAAAUUACUGUAUCUUAACUGUUGGUCAAAUACAGUAGAAACAUCUCAUACUGUGUUACUUUAAUAAGUCCGUCAUGAUUAAAAUUUUAAAGAGUGUAAUUGAUACUUACAUUAUUAAAGUUUAUAUAGUUUUAGAGGUA
Messenger RNA from Erinaceus europaeus (western European hedgehog), 2319 nucleotides. It is a transcript of the gene IMPA1, whose product is annotated as inositol monophosphatase 1. The transcript is spliced from 9 exons. Gene Ontology annotation, biological process: inositol metabolic process; signal transduction; phosphatidylinositol phosphate biosynthetic process. Gene Ontology annotation, molecular function: inositol monophosphate 1-phosphatase activity. NCBI's taxonomy places the organism in Eukaryota, Metazoa, Chordata, Mammalia, Eulipotyphla, Erinaceidae. The record is from RefSeq and is a predicted model, not a curated record. Bases 158 to 991 code for a protein of 277 amino acids.